Molecule: messenger RNA, 303 nt
Organism: Phycomyces blakesleeanus NRRL 1555(-)
Lineage: Eukaryota; Fungi; Mucoromycota; Mucoromycetes; Mucorales; Phycomycetaceae
Exons: 2
Coding region: 1-303 (100 amino acids)
Source: RefSeq, a predicted model, not a curated record
AUGGACUACAUUAUCUAUAAUGUUGUCUGUAAUAUAACCGCUGCAGAUGCUCUUACAGAUGGUGGUUACAGCUGGUCACCCCUUUCAAAGUUGGCUGAACUGUAUGUAUGUCCGGUUCGGACUACGACACAAAUCGCCUUGGUCUUUGAUCUCACAGCCCCUAUAUUAUCUCAGACCAGACCUCGCCGAGCCGAGCUGUUUCUGUGGAUGAUACCUGAUUACGAGUCGGGAUACGCCGGAAGUUAUCAGAUCUCCCUCGCCACCUUGCGCCUCUUGGGGCACUUUUCUUACGUUAGUGUGUAA